CCUUUGUUCAUCUAUAAAUAUUUCAUAAAGCAACUCUAAGAAAUUAAACUUAACAUUUUACAAAUCACAGCUAUAUUCUUAUCCUUCUUUGGCCCAUCAUUAAUUAGAAAAAACACUUGCAAUUUCAAAUGGCAUAUUCAUUGGUUUCUCCAAACACCUUUGCUCUAAACCUGAAAUUACACUGCAAGAUUUGUGAGAAGACACUGAAAAACAUGCUGCUAAAAAUCCAAGGUGUCCAUUCAGUGAAGAUUGAUGAAAAGCUUGGAAAUGUAGUCAUUUCAGGCACAGUUGAUCCUGCAACAAUUCUAACCAUGUUAGAAAAACUUGGGAGAAAAGCAGAACUCUUAUGGGAACAAGGAACUCCGAUAAAAAACGAGAAAAAUGUUCAGAUAAUCACACAAUCUAAAGUGAUCGAUCCACUGCAUGAUCCAGAAAUUAUGACACAAGUAGAGCAAUUGUCUGGGAUUCCAGGCUUGCAAACAAUAGAAGUGACCAGAACAAUCAAGUUGACUUUCCAAGGAGAAUCAAGAAAUGAACCUGCUGAUAAAGUCUUGGAAAUCAGCACUACCAACAAUUUGAACAAACCUCAUCAUCAAUUUGAACAAUUUGAGCAUUCACAUGGUGAUGGAUUUUGUGCGGCUUCUUCGUCGUGUUGUGGUGGUCAUGCUGCUAUCAAUCAAAGUCAUAAUCUUCAUGGAUGUUGUCAUGGCGGUAAUACUAGUAAUUUUGGUUCUUGUUGUGCAAACAGCAGAAAUUGUUGUUGCGAGCAUCGCCCGCCCCCAAUGGAAAAUUGGGGUAGGGCACGACCCUCCAAUUCUCAACCUCCACCUCUACUGACAGCACAAUCUUGGUCAAGUGGUAGUAGUAUUGCAUCUGCCCCUCCUUUGCCAUCCGAUUAUUUUCAGGGACCACCAUCUCCACCAUCAUCAUCUUCGCAAAUGCUUAACACCUGUUACAGUGCCUUAAGCGACGAGAAUGCAAAUGGCUGCAUAAUCCAAUGAUUGCUGCCAUAUGUUUGUGUGUGUGUGUGUGUUUGCUUCAUGUAGAAGAGUGGAAAGUGGGGCUUUAGUUGAGCUUGUCCUGAAUUGGCUUCCAUGGCAGGCAGGACUGUGAAACUGUCUCCUGAUGCCCCAACACAUGCAUAAUGUUCUAUGGAAUUAUAACAUUGGAAGGACUGUGAUGUUUGUAAAUAAAUAAAGCGCAAACACUGGGACACUACCACACAAGAAAAAAGGGCAGCCCAAUGCACUAAGCUUCCGCUAUGCGGGGAGUCCAGGGAAGGGCCGGACCCCAAAGGUCUAUUGUAUGCAACCUUACCCUGCAUUCUGCAAGAAUGAAGUAUAUACUGCCAAAUUUUAACAUAGGAACCUGGUGAAGACUAUUUGGCUGCUGCAUUGAAGGGGAAAAAAUAUGUUAUCUAUGACCACUUGCCUACCAGGAGUCUUGAUUCAUUUAUACUUAUUACAACUUCUCCAUCCAAUACUGUGCAUACAACAACUACUAGGACUAAGGUCAUGAAUCCCCACUUCUUCAUUUUCGCUUAUUUUAUUUGGGGAUUCAUCAUGAAUUGACAAGUUUUACAGCACCCCUCCUCC
Messenger RNA from Lycium ferocissimum, 1595 nucleotides. RefSeq lists its product as uncharacterized. The coding region runs from base 129 to 1001 and encodes 290 amino acids. Gene Ontology annotation, molecular function: metal ion binding. The record is from RefSeq and is a predicted model, not a curated record. The transcript has 2 exons. NCBI's taxonomy places the organism in Eukaryota, Viridiplantae, Streptophyta, Magnoliopsida, Solanales, Solanaceae.